Messenger RNA from Ostrinia furnacalis (Asian corn borer), 1050 nucleotides. RefSeq lists its product as uncharacterized. Gene Ontology annotation, biological process: regulation of synaptic transmission, cholinergic; positive regulation of voltage-gated potassium channel activity; sleep. The coding region runs from base 324 to 845 and encodes 173 amino acids. NCBI's taxonomy places the organism in Eukaryota, Metazoa, Arthropoda, Insecta, Lepidoptera, Crambidae. The transcript has 5 exons. The record is from RefSeq and is a predicted model, not a curated record.
AGUGUUACGCCCUAAGUUACGUUCUAUGAGAAAAGUCCUUGCGAGAAAACAAACCGGCCUUUGGCGAACAGUUGUUUGUUGACUCCGCAACAAGCCGCACGCGCAUAUCUCUCGACCAGUGCCAUUCCUUCAAACACGUGCGUUUUACUCGCUGCCAGUGCAUAUUGUAAACAUAUAUCAUUGUGAUAAGGUGCAAUUUUCUGUGAUAUUGUGAUAACCGAUUAUAACGAAGUGAACAAUCGUUAGAUGUUAAGAUUAACGAAUCCAGUGCCAUCAACUUCAUCCAGAAGCUUUAAAAGACGAAAGCGUUGACUGCAACGACAAUGAUCUCCGUCCAAGAAUGCGUCCUGGCGUUGAUUUUAGCCGUAUCAACCUUAUACACUUCAGGAGUAUCAUGCCUGCAAUGCUACCAAUGCCUGAUCAACCCGCUGCCGGGCCAGUACUACAACACGACCAAGAACCUGUGCGUGCACUUCGACUACUCCGAGAGGUUCAUAGUGGACUGCCCCUUCUCCACCAUGUGCAUGAAGCAAGCCUUCCACCUGGACCUCAUUGGAGGAGUAAAAGUUACGGGGGUCCUCCGCGACUGCGCGUCCCAGAAGAAUGAGCACUACGACUUUGUAAAUGGGAAAUGGAUUCCCAAGAUGGAGAUCCUUGAGCCCUACGUGGAGGGCUGCCAAGAUAUCGACGACAAGGGCGAGAGGACCACGUCACAUAAUAGGUUCUGCUACUGCCGCCAGAACUUAUGCAACUCAUCACCGAGCACCAACCACGAGGGGUAUACCGACAUCAUGGGGGUCAUAGUUGUCUUCAACCUCAUGAAGUACAUCAAUAGCCUCAGGUAGUGAAUCCAGAACAGUGCGCCAAACACUUAGUGAAUUAACUAUGUAUGUGAUAGCAUAGUGCGGUCAUGCACCAACAAUGUGAUAUUAAAGGAAACAGAAAUGAUACCUAAUUUUAAGCUUAGGUAAAAUGUUGUUAGGUAUGUGUUAGUCAUAGCCUUUUGUAUUUAUGUAUGUAUUGUAUAAUAAAGAUUAUUUAAGGCAUGAA